UCGGGCUUGUAGGGUCCAAACCCAACACCGGAAUGGGCCCAUCUGUUAUAUUGGGUUUAGAUUCGCUUCGAUGUGGAACGGAUUCAAGAUGGUGGGGCCUAGUAUGUCAGUAGAAGGCCCAUGAUAUGAGAGAAUUGGGCCUAGAAUGUGCGCCGCAAUUUCCCGACUCACUCUCUCCACCGCUGAUACUUCCCGACCACAUCAUCGCGAACACGACGGCGUUUCUGAUUCCCGAAACGAAGCCUUUUUUUUUUUUUAUCCAAAACCCCCUUCUCUCGGACUGCGACGAUGUCUCCAAUUUCUCUACCGAAGACAAGAUCACGAGCUCGACACUCUCGGCGACCAGCUGCAACAAGAGAACGACAACGGCUUGUUUGAUUGGGAAGACGACGGUGAGCAAAUUAGCAAUAACAAGGUAUCCUCAUCUGGGUUUUACUUCUAUCACAUUUCUAAUGCCAUUGUGGGGCCGCGAAUAAGCGGUCGAAUAUUGAUGAAUGGGAUGAUGAUUCUGUCGAGUUUAAUGUGGGAUUGGGUACAGAGGAUAAGAGUGAGGCUGCGUUUGGGGUCUGAUGAUGUCCCUGUAGACGAAAAUGUGAGGAGGAAGGUAAGCGAGGUGGAAGGAAUUGAGGAAGCUCUGAUGUUGAAGGUGGAUCCACUUAGGGAAGGGUGGGGGAGCGGUUUGACAAAAAAAAAAGGUGAUUUCUUGAGGAGGGAUAGGAUGUUCAAAUCCAAUUUGGAGGUGUUGAAUGCUUUGAAUAAUCCAUUGUUGCAGGACCCUGAUGGGGUUGGGGUUAGUACAUUGACUAGAGGGGAUAAGGUGGUCCAGAAAUGGUGGUUGAAUGUUCCCUUUUGGUAGCAAGAAGCCUUUUGAGUGUUUUGGAGGGGAAUGAGGUAGCUAAGGUUGAAGGAAAUCGAAUGAGAAACAUGACAUAAGGAGUAAAAGGCAUUCUAAACUGUUAAAGAAACCAUGAAGGAACAGGUGUUCAAGAAAGAUGAUAAAGGGGCGCUGAGCGGAGGACUUUGGAUGAGAAUGCAGGUAAUGGGUUGAAGAGUAUGGAGGCAAACAAUGUUGACAAGUAUUUGCAUUUGAGAAGUAUGGGAGAUUUUUUCUAAUAAGAGUAAUGGAAUGUAAGAUAGUGAUGUGAGUGGUGACUUAAGUAGCAAGAAAGUAAACAAUGGAGAUCAAAAUUUGAGUGUUAGUAUGGAAGGAAAUACAUAGCAUAAGAGUAAAGGGAUGGUCUUUGUCAAUAGUUUCAAAGUUGCUGUUGCCAUGCCAAAUCUUGAUGAAUUGCUGAAUGAUACCCCUGUGCAUGUGUUCGCAUCCGUCUAGUUUAAAUGCAGAAAGACAAAGUUAUAUCCAGUUCACUACUGUGUGCUUGUCCAGCUCAUGGGCCUCUACAAGAAUAGAAGGUUCAACUGCACAUGGGUACUGUUACACACACACAAUCUCAUAAAUGUUUUAUGUGAAGUGGCAACCUUUGAAACAGCAGAAACUUUCUGGUUGACUUGCUGAACCCUUAAUUCGAGGCUGAGAGGAUAAAACCAAAUACUCAAUAGAUUUACUCAGAACCAAAGACCCUUCAAAAAUCUGCCUCUGUACUAAAUACUCCAUAUAGAAAUCAUCAGUGGUGGUGGUAGCUCUUCCUAACAGGGUGAUGAAUAUAUGCCGCAAUCAUGGGAAAGUAAGAGGGUGCAUGUGACUAUUGGAGCAUCUUCUAAGUUCUAACUCCUCCUUCCUUUAAACAAAAGGGAUGAGUCGAAAUUCUUCUUGCUUUGUACCAACCUAAUCAUUGCCCAUAUAUUAUGUAAAGUGGGGAGGUUUCCACUUUCCACUAAGCCUCCCAGUGGGAUAGAAUAUAGUUAUGACUCCACAUACCAAGAUAAUAAAUGCAACAAAAUUGAUUGUACUAAAAAAGAGAAACUCCUUUUCUACAGGAUAUUAUUAUCUGAAUUUACUACUAUAUGGUCACUCCUUCACAUUCAAUAAAGAUAAACCCACUUC
This is a messenger RNA of Tripterygium wilfordii, 2002 nucleotides long. RefSeq lists its product as uncharacterized. Lineage: Eukaryota; Viridiplantae; Streptophyta; Magnoliopsida; Celastrales; Celastraceae. The coding region runs from base 146 to 856 and encodes 236 amino acids. The record is from RefSeq and is a predicted model, not a curated record. The transcript is spliced from 2 exons.